Entrophospora candida is the source of this 501-nucleotide messenger RNA. The record is from the annotation of a GenBank genome assembly. NCBI's taxonomy places the organism in Eukaryota, Fungi, Glomeromycota, Glomeromycetes, Entrophosporales, Entrophosporaceae.
AUGGAUUUAUCUGAUCAAAGUCACAUGGGAGAAUUACUUCAAGAUUGUAUCCAACAAGUUUUUGAUGAAAAAUUUGGUGCAGUGGUUACAGAUGGAGGCUCUAAUUGUGAAGUUGCACAUCAACUUAUCACUACUCAAUAUCAACAUAUAUUAAACUUGCGAUGUGUUUCACAUUGCUUGAAUUUAAUAUCAGGUGAUAUUUUAAAACACAAUUUUGCAGAUAAAAUUCGUCGAAAAUAUUCAAUUGUAGUUACUUUUUUUAAUAAAUCACACCGAAUACAUGCUUUGUUAUUAAAAUUGAUUAAUUAUAAAGGAAUCCGAGGUGGUGGAUUAAAGAGCUAUGUUAAAACCCGUUGGACAAGUGUUUAUGAAUGCACAUCAUCAGUAUAUUACCUUAAAUCAUGUCUUGAAGAGAACAAAAUCCAAACUUAUUUAGGAAAAUCUGUCAAAAAUAUUUUAAAAUCACGUGGAUUCUUUAAUGAUGUUUUUGAUCUUGCUCAA